Messenger RNA from Aspergillus ruber CBS 135680, 1293 nucleotides. RefSeq names its product S-adenosylmethionine-dependent methyltransferase. The record is from RefSeq and is a predicted model, not a curated record. The transcript is spliced from 2 exons. The coding region runs from base 245 to 1198 and encodes 317 amino acids. Lineage: Eukaryota; Fungi; Ascomycota; Eurotiomycetes; Eurotiales; Aspergillaceae.
AGCAGAUUAGAUAUAUUGACUGAAUUGUAAAUAGAGUCAAGAUGCAUUCUGAUAGCUCGUUCCACUCUGUUCUGCAUUGUUUCAGUCCGUUUGGGCAAAAUAUAGUGGGUCACGUGCUCUCCUGUAAUCCACUAUAUUAAUCCAAUCACAGCGUCUGUAGUUUAUCAAUUUUCACCCCUAUGGAGAAUAACACACUUUGGUGGCAUAACACAACUAUCCAAUACAACCCUAAGCCAUAAAGAACAUGAACGAAUUCCUCUCAUCCCUCGGCCACCCGGUCGAGGACACCGAAGAGGAAUCCUUCCUCCUAUUCGCCCAAGAAAUCCCAACCAGCAAUCUAGGCUUUGUUGACUCUCGCGCGCACUCCCUCGAGGUCACCAUCCACGGGAACGAGUAUACCAUCCAGCAGUCGCCUUCGUUACUUUCGUCAUCGAGGGCGGGUGGUACUACUGGUGCGGUUUUGUGGAAGAUAACACCACUUUUUGCGGAAUGGAUCUCGGGGCUUACUUCGAAUCCGCUCUGGACGCAUCUUGAUUCACCAUUGCAACCGGCUGUGGGGAAGACGGUUGUUGAGCUUGGGUGUGGGAUAGCGGGGCUUGUGGCGCUUUCUUUAGGGCCUUUGGUGCAGCAUUAUGUUGCUACGGAUCAGGAAUAUGUGCAUCGGUUGUUGAGGGAGAAUCUUGAGGAGAAUAAAAGCAUUGUGUAUAAGCAGAAGUCCGGGGGCUCGAAAGGAAAAAGUGGAAAGAAGAAGGGAGCGUCAAAGCAGGCACAGUCUGACGAGUCGAACAUCUCGUUUACCUCGCUAGAUUGGGAACUAGAUGCACCGGAUUUAUUGAAGAAGAGUGUCGGUAUAGCAUCCGAAAACGACGAUGAGGAGGAUAAUGGCUUCGACCUGCUUCUUUCAUGCGAUUGCAUCUACAACGAAGCCCUCAUCGUGCCCUUUGUUCGGACCUGCGCGGAUAUCUGUCGUUUACGGCCUGCAUAUCAUCCUGAGAAAGCUGCUGACGAGAGGGGGAAGAAUCCUACGAUCUGCAUAAUCGCCCAAAAACAGCGCACUCCGGAUGUAUUCGAGGCGUGGUUGGAAGAAACACUCAAGAUAUUCUGGGUCUGGAGGUUGAGUGAUGAGAUUCUGGGGGAGAGAUUAAAGGGUGGAACCGGGUAUAUGCUUCAUUUACUAGUUCUCAGGGAUGAUGCAUAGCUCUGUUAUCUAGAUAAAUCGGUUCAUAAAUAUGUUAAGCUGAAUGUGCAAGUAGAUGACAAAAUUAUGCAAAACAAACUGCCUCCGUCUAUCAA